This is a messenger RNA of Suncus etruscus (white-toothed pygmy shrew), 1659 nucleotides long. RefSeq names its product aminoadipate-semialdehyde dehydrogenase-phosphopantetheinyl transferase (gene AASDHPPT). Gene Ontology annotation, cellular component: cytosol. The transcript has 7 exons. NCBI's taxonomy places the organism in Eukaryota, Metazoa, Chordata, Mammalia, Eulipotyphla, Soricidae. The record is from RefSeq and is a predicted model, not a curated record. The coding region runs from base 50 to 961 and encodes 303 amino acids. Gene Ontology annotation, molecular function: holo-[acyl-carrier-protein] synthase activity; magnesium ion binding.
GUGACAGCUGUGCGUGGCUCGGCUGUGCCCAGUGUCCAGUGCUCGGUGUAUGGUGCUCCCUGGACGGUGCUCCUGCGUGUUCCCGGCCAUGGAGGGCGUGCGCUGGGCUUUCUCCUGCGGCACCUGGCUGCCCAGCCGAGCCGACUGGCUGCUGGCCGUGCGCUCCAUCCAGCCCGAGGAGAAGGAGCGCAUAGGCCAGUUCGUCUUUGCCCGGGAUGCCAAGGCUGCCAUGGCUGGUCGUCUGAUGAUAAGAAAAUUAGUAGCAGAGAAAUUAAAUAUCCCUUGGAAUAACAUUCGUUUGCAAAGAACUGCUAAGGGAAAACCAGUUCUUGCAAAAGACUCCUCGAACCCGUACCCCAAUUUCAACUUCAACAUCUCUCACCAAGGGGAUUAUGCCGUGCUGGCCGCUGAGCCGGAGCUCCAAGUUGGAAUCGACAUCAUGAAGACUAGUUUUCCAGGCCGUGGUUCAAUUUCAGAAUUCUUUCAUAUUAUGAAGAGAAAGUUCACCAACAAAGAAUGGGAGACCAUCAGAAGCUUUAAGAAUGAGUGGACUCAGCUGGAUAUGUUUUAUAGGAAUUGGGCCCUGAAGGAAAGCUUCAUAAAAGCAGUUGGUGUUGGCCUGGGAUUUGAAUUGCAGCGACUUGAGUUUGAUAUCUCCCCGUUGAACUUGGAGAUUGGCCAAGUGUAUAAAGAAACACGCCUGUUCCUCGAUGGGGAGGAAGAAAAGGAGUGGACCUUUGAGGAAAGCAAAAUAGAUGACCACCAUUUUGUUGCAGUUGCUCUCAGGAAACCUGAUGGAUCUAAACAGGAUGUUUCAUCUCAUUCUAAAUCAACCCAGAGAGAGUUUACUGUCCUCACUUUUAGUGAUUUAAUAUCAUCGGCUGUGCCUAUGACUCCUGAAGAUCCAUCAUUUUGGGACUGUUUUUGCUUCACAGAGGAAAUCCCAAUACGAAAUGUUUAAAAACAGCUUUUCGUACGAAAAAGCAGACUCCCAGAUCAAGAUAGCUCGCUAGGAUACGUGCUUACCUCUUCCUCCCAAAAUCGUGUCGGAUGGACCGAAGAAAUAGAAACCGUGACGGAAUAUCACAGAGUGCUACACGCUCAUUGUACAGAAGUAGAAACUACAAACAUGCAAAAAGAAAACACUUAAAUCCCUAUCUUUCAGAGGUAACUAUUCCUAAACCUCUUAUAUCUUUCCAGACUUUUUUCUUGGUAAAUGAAUCUAUAUUAAUAUACUUGUUGGGUUUUUUUAAUGGGGACAUAAUAUAAUUUUCUUGUAAUUUUUUUCUCUUAAUGCUAUAUCUACUGUUUAUAAGUGUGCUCUGUGUCUUAACUUUUCGUGGCUUUACCAUGUUCUAUUAUAUGACUAAUAAUAGUUAGGAUGCUUUUGACCAGAGAUAACAAAGAAUAUUAAUUGACUUUAGUAAUCAGUAAUAUUUAUUAGAUCAUAUAAUGCACGGUUGAGAAAUACCAUUAACAGUUUUUUGUUUUUGCCUCAGCCUUUGUUUUGCUUUAUUUGUGGACUUCAUGGUCCUAAAACCUGCUGUUAAAUUCACAGCGUCACUUCUUCAGAAUGGCCACAAAGACCUUUCUCCCUCCUCCCAGCUCAGUUUGAUCAGGGAACGCUCUUCUCAAGAGGCCCGAAAGAUAGCCCCUCAA